AUGCUUUUCAAGUCCUUGGCCGUUGCUUGCUUGGCACUGUUCGCCAAACAGGCGUCUGCCGCCUUUGGUAUCACAACCAGUACCGCAUCUUAUGUGAUUGAUGCUGGCUCUUCCAAUCCUCUCAAAUUUACAGUCAGCCGGACCAACUGUGACAUCACGUCCAUCAACUUCUAUGGCUCCGAACUUCAGUACCAGUCGACUGGCUCUCAUAUAGGCUCAGGUCUUGGAAGCGCUACUGUGACCGCAACCCAGAGUGGCGAUUAUAUCAAGGUAACUUGUGCUACGUCCACCUUGACCCAUUACUAUGUUGUCCACAGCGGAGACCCGAUCAUUCACAUGGCAACUUAUACCACUGCCGAACCCACGGUUGGAGAGCUCCGGUAUAUCGCCCGCCUGAACGCAGAUCUGUUACCGAACGAAGAGCCUUUCGGCGUGGUCUCUAACAUUGCUGGUGGAACUGUUGUUGAAGGCGAGGAUGUGGUAUGUCAGCUUUCCUUGUUGAUGGACAGACACGCAGCAAGUUCUACUCCAGCCAGCGCUUUAUCGAUGACAAUAUUCACUGUACACAAACAUUCCCGCUAUCUGGAAAGUUUUAUACUGAUUUUGGUAGGUGUUUCCGGAAGCGCCCACCGCGUUUGCAUGAUUUUGAACCAAUACGAGACUUCCGCCGGAGGGCCUUUCCAUCGCGACAUCAACACUAACAAUGUUGGCUCUUACACCGGUUUAUACUGGUACAUGAACUCUGGACACGUCCAGACCGAAACAUACCGCCAGGGCCUGCACGGCCCAUACUCGAUGUACUUCAGCCGAAGCGGUACUCCCAGCUCCAGCAUCGACACGUCUUUCUUCGCCGAUCUUGAUAUCACCGGAUACGUUGCUACAUCAGCCCGGGGCUAUGUCAAGGGUACUGCGUCCGGUGCUGACUCUUCUUUCAAAUGGGUUAUUCAUUGGUACAACUCUGCUGCACAGUAUUGGACCUACGCUUCUUCAACUGGAGCUUUCACCUCUCCUGCAAUGAAGCCCGGUACAUAUACCAUGGUCUAUUACCAGGGUGAAUAUGUCGUUGCCACCUCUUCUGUCACCGUGACCGCAGGAUCAACCACAUCUAAAAGCAUCUCCGGCUCUGUGACUACUGGAACUACGAUCUUUAGGAUCGGUGACUGGGAUGGAACACCCACUGGUUUCCUCAAUGCUGCCAACCAGCUCCGCAUGCAUCCCUCUGACACCCGCAUGUCCUCAUGGACACCAGGUACCUACACAGUCGGUACUUCAUCGGUGUCUUCGUUCCCAAUGGCUCUGUUCAAAUCAGUGAACUCUCCAUUGACGAUCAAAUUUACUGCUACUUCUUCACAGACCGGAGCCGCAACUCUCAGAAUCGGAACCACUCUUUCCUUUGCAGGUGGUCGGCCCCAAGUUACGGUCAAUAGUUACUCGGGCGCCACCCCGGCCGCUCCUACUAACCUCAACUCUCGCGGUGUCACCCGUGGCGCGUACAGAGGUUUCGGCGAAGUCUAUGAUCUGUCGAUUCCUGCCGGUACUAUUGUUGCUGGAAGUAACACCAUUACCAUCACUGUUGCCUCGGGUAGCUCUGGAGACACCUAUCUCAGCCCCAACUUUGUGAGUUUCUUUUUGAUACGGACAAUGUUAUAUGACUGGCAUAUUCUGACUUCUCGCAACAGAUCUUCGAUGCCGUGGAGCUCUUCC
This is a messenger RNA of Penicillium soppii, 1704 nucleotides long. RefSeq names its product putative rhamnogalacturonase B (gene rglA). Gene Ontology annotation, biological process: pectin catabolic process. The transcript is spliced from 10 exons. Gene Ontology annotation, molecular function: carbon-oxygen lyase activity, acting on polysaccharides; carbohydrate binding. Lineage: Eukaryota; Fungi; Ascomycota; Eurotiomycetes; Eurotiales; Aspergillaceae. The annotation marks the transcript as partial. The record is from RefSeq and is a predicted model, not a curated record.